Anopheles marshallii is the source of this 927-nucleotide messenger RNA. It is a transcript of the gene 140up, whose product is annotated as RPII140-upstream gene protein. Gene Ontology annotation, cellular component: mitochondrion. Lineage: Eukaryota; Metazoa; Arthropoda; Insecta; Diptera; Culicidae. The transcript is spliced from 4 exons. The record is from RefSeq and is a predicted model, not a curated record. The coding region runs from base 1 to 927 and encodes 308 amino acids.
AUGCAAACUAUUCCGCGGCUGAUACAAUCCAGGAUGCUUCGAAGAACAUUUCACAAACUGUACGUUCCGGGUGGAAUCAUGUCGGCCGGGCUGCUCCCAUUCACCAUCAGCAAUCAUGAUCAGAUAAAAAUCGACACCCAAACCGUACAGAGCAUGUACGAGGAGGCGCCCGGUGACAAACAAACCGGCAUGGAGCGAUUACAAAUGAUGUUUACGAUUGACGAGUUUGGCCGAGUAUCGACUGAGCUGAACUCCAUCUAUCAGGCCGGUUUUAUUGGCUUUCUGUUCGGCGCUUGCUAUGGUGGGUUCAUAAAUUCACGCGUCGCCUACGUGAACUUUCUCGAGCGUAACCAGGCAACGGCGUUCCAGUCAAGCUUUGAGGCAAAGAAGAAGCUACAGGAGCAGGUGACGCUUAACUUCGCCAAGGGUGCGUUCCGAUGGGGUUGGCGUUUGGCGCUCUUUACCACGAGCUACGUUGGCAUACAGACGAUGGUUUCGGUGUACCGAGGCAAAUCUUCACUGUACGAAUACAUGGCCGCCGGUGGCGUGACGGGUGCAAUGUACAAAUUCAGCAUGGGUUUACGUGGGAUGGCUUCCGGUGGGCUAGUGGGGCUAGCGCUCGGUGGGCUGGCCGGUGGACUCUCGCUUGGUAUAAUGCGUGCGACCGGUACUACGAUGGAAGAGGUUCGAUUUUGGCAGUACAAAUGGCACACGAACCGUGAACAGGUCAUAAGGGAUUCGAUAAAAAAGCAAACGGAUGCGGAAGAGGAACCACUGGUAACGCACCACCACAACAAGUUCGGUGCCGGCAACAUUGAUCUCGAUGCAAUCGAAGCAGAGAAGCGCAAAAUUCAACUGGCCGUUGAGCGGGAAACGAUUAUGAAGAAACUGGAGCAGGAAGAACAGAUGGAAGUAAAGGUUAAAUAG